AUGGUUGAGGUUAGGGUUGAGCAGGAGAUCUCACUUGUCCAGAGGAAGAUGUCUGACCUUGAGUCAGUGCUGCAGCAGAAGGAUAUAGAGUUGAAGGCCUCUGAGACCCAGAGGACCAUCCUGGAACAGGACCUAGCAACCUACAUCACAGAAUGCAGUGUGAGUAGCCCUGUAGUUACCAGAAGCUUAAAGCGCAGUUUGGAACAGGCUCGUAUGGAAGUGUCACAGGAGGAUGAUAAAGCACUGCAGCUCCUCCAUGACAUCCGGGAACAGAGCAACAAGCUUCAAGAGAUCAAAGAGCAGGAAUAUCAUGCGCAGCUGGAGGAGAUGCGAGUUUCCAUCAGACAACUGGAGGAAGACCUGUCUGCUGCCCGUCGCCGUAGCGACCUGUACGAGGCUGAGCUGAAAGAGUCUCGGCAGACCAGCGAGGAACUGAAGAGGAAGGCUGCAGACUACCAGCAUAGGAUGCAGAAGGCUAAAGAACAAGGAAAAGCAGAGGCAGAGGAGAUGAUUACCAAGCUGGAGAAGACCAAUGCUGAGCAGCAGACAAAGAUCCAUGAUCUUCAAGAGAAGCUUGCCAAGGCACUAAAGGCCAGUGCUGAGGCUACAGACCUCCUUCAGAGUAUGAGAUUGGCAAAAGAGCGCAUGGAACGAGAUCUAGAGAGGCUACAGAACAAGGAAGACUCCAGUGACAGCCUGCGUAGACGCCUCCGUGAAACUGAGGAUGGUAGGAAGACUCUUGAGAACCAGGUGAAAAGGCUGGAGAUUGUUGAGCGACGGGAGACAAAACUGAAGGAUGAGAUCCAGAGCAAGGCCCAGCAGAUUCAGCAGAUGGCAGAUAAGAUUCUGGAGCUGGAGGAGAAUCUGCGAGAGACUCAAGCCACAGCCCAGCGGUUGGAGACUCAUCUGAAGCAGAAGGAGAAGCUCUAUGAAGACAAGAUAAAGGUGUUGGAGGCCCAGAUGAAGGCGGACAUGGCUGACAAGGAGAUGCUGGAGUCCAGUCAGAGCAAAUAUGAGGAGGAGGUGCGGGAAAAGUGCAACAUCAUCAGUGAACAGAAGGCGACCAUAAAUGCUAUGGACUCCAAGAUGAACAACCUGGAGCAGAGAAUUGCUGAGUUGUCUGAGGCCAACAAACUGGCAGCCAACAGCAGUAUCUACACCCAGAAAAACAUGAAAGCCCAGGAGGAGAUGAUCUCAGAGCUUCGCCAGCAGAAGUUCUACUUGGAGUCUCAGGCCGGGAAGUUGGAGGCCCAGAAUGCCAAACUGGAAGAGCAUCUGGAGAAAAUGAGUCAGCAGGAGCAAAGCAAUAAGAGCCGUGUGCUGGAGCUGGAAACUAGGCUCAGAGAGAUUGGGCUAGAGCAUGAGGAACAGAAGCUGGAGAUUAAGCGUCAGGUGACGGAGCUGACCCUGUCGCUGCAAGAGCGUGAAUCCCAGAUCAGCAACUUGCAGGCAGCUCGCCAUGCUCUGGAGAGCCAGCUGCAGCAGGCCAAGACUGAGCUGGAGGAGACCACUGCCGAAGCUGAAGAGGAGAUCACUGUGCUCCGAGCACACAGGGAUGAGAUACAACGCAAGUUUGACGCCUUGAGAGACAGCUGCGCUGUGAUCACAGACCUGGAGGAGCAGCUGACCACACUGACCCAGGAGAACGCUGAGCUGAACCGUCAGAACUUCUACUUGUCCAAGCAGCUGGAUGAGGCGUCUGACGAGAGAGAAGACCGGCUGCAGCUCAGCCAGGAUGUGGACAGGCUGCGUCGGGAGGUGGCCGACCGGGAGAUGCACCUUAACAACCAGAAACAGAACCUUGAGACACUGAAGACCACAUGCACCAUGCUGGAGGAACAGGUUCUGGAGCUGGAGACCCUGAACGAUGAGCUGCUGGAGAAGGAGAGACAGUGGGACGCCUGGAGGGCAACGCUGGAGGAAGAGAAGAACCAGGCUGAGAGGAGGACCAGGGAGAUCCAGAGACUGCUUGACACGGAGAAACAGAACAGGCUUCGUGCAGAGCAGCGCAGCUCUGAGUCUCGCCAGGCUGUGGAACAGGCAGUUAAGGAGCACAAGGCUGAGAUCCUGGCCCUGCAGCAGGCGCUAAAAGACCAGAAACUCAAAGCUGAGAGCCUUGCAGAUACUUUGAAUGAUCUGGAGAAGAAGCAUGCCAUGCUGGAGAUGAACGCCCGCAGUUUGCAGCAAAAGUUGGAGAGUGAGAGGGAUCUGAAGCAGAGACUGCUGGAUGAGCAAGAGAAACUGCAGCAGCAAAUGGAUGCCCAGAAGACCCACAUCUUCCGUCUAACCCAGGGGCUGCAGGACGCUCUGGACCAGACUGACCUGCUAAAAACUGAAAGGACUGACCUGGAAUACCAGCUGGAGAAUAUCCAGCUCCACCUGCAGGCUGUGUACUCCCAUGAGAAGGUGAAAAUGGAGGGGACCAUCACCCAGCAGACCAAGCUCAUAGACUUCCUCCAGGCCCAGGCCCAUGGUGGCUCCAAGAAGAAAAAGGGUCUAUUUGGACGUCGUCGGGAGGACCUGUUGGCUGCCAUGGCUGCUCAGGCCCAGGUUCAAGGGCAGGGUCAAGGCCAGGUUUCCCCUGUGCCCCCCAUCCAGCCGGUUCCUCUGCAGUACAGCGACAUGAAGGCGGCUCUGGACAAAGAACGCGCACGCUGCUCUGAGCUGGAAGACGCUCUGCAGAAAAUGAGAGCAGAGCUGCGAUCUCUGAGAGAGGAAGCGCUCCAGUAUAAAGAUCAUGGUAACCCUACAAACCCGGCCACAGCACGGCAGCAGAUGGUUAUGUCUGCCAUGGUGAAGUCUCCUGAGCACCAGCAGGGCCCGACCAGCCUGGCACCCUCCAACUCUGGACGCAGGAAGGAGACUGCACCUACACCCGAGGAGAGAAGGAGGGUCACUUUUGAAAAGUAUAGCCGUCGUUUGAAGGACAGUCAGAGAGACAGAGAGAGGGAGAGAGAGAGAGUGGUGCACCACAACACCCCUCACCGCUUCACAGUGGGACUCAACAUGAGAGCGGCCAAGUGUACUGUGUGCCUGGAUACUGUGCACUUCGGUCGCCAAGCCGCUACCUGUCUCGAGUGUCACGCUUUGUGCCACCCAAAAUGCUCCCCCUGCCUUCCAGCCACAUGUGGCAUGUCCAGCGACUGCUCACUGCAUCUGUCCGAGGGCCUGGGUCGGGACAAAGGCAGCUCUCCAGGCCAGCAGCUCAAAGAAGCUAGCGGACACAUGCACCUGGAGGGCUGGAUGAAACAGCCCAGGAAUGGGAAGCGAGGCCAAGGCUGGGAGAGGAAAUAUGUGGUCCUGGAUGGGACUAAAGUGUCCAUCUACGAGAUAGAGCCCAGGGAAGACUCAGUGAAGCCACUGGAGGAGUUUGACCUGUGUCUGUCUGAUGGAGAGGUGGUGGUUCAUGGAGCUGUAGGAGCAUCUGAGCUACCAAACACCGCCAAGUCAGAUGUUCCUUACGUCCUGAAGCUGGAGUCCUGUUGUCACGCCCCCUGCUGGCCUGGACAGUCUAUUUACUUCAUGGCUCCCAGUUUCCCAGACAAGCAGCGCUGGGUGGCUGUCAUGGAGUCUGUGGUGGCUGGGGGGCGAGCCUCACGGGAAAAGGCCGAAGCUGACGCAGCUGCUGUGUCCAAAAGACAAAUGGUUCUGUCUCCUCUGGUCCAGAAGCUGCUAGGAAACUCUCUACUAAAGCUGGAGGGAGAUGAUAGGCUGGAUAUUAACUGCACGCUCCCUCUCACAGAUCAGAUCGUUCUGGUGGGAUCUGAAGAGGGUCUGUAUGCCCUGAAUGUUAUCAAGAACUCCCUGACUCACAUCCCUGGUCUAGGGUCAGUCUUUCAGAUCCACAUCAUCAAAGAGCAGGAGAAACUGCUGAUGAUUGUUGGGGACGAGAGAGCGCUGUGUCUGGUGGAGAUAAAGAGAGUAAAGCAGUCUCUGGCCCAGUCCCACAUGCCCAGCCAGUCUGAACUGGCUCCCUACAUCUUUGAGACUGUGAAGGGCUGCCAUCUGUUUGCUGCUGGGAGAAUAGACAACGGUCCUUGUAUAUGCGCUGCAAUGCCUAACAAGAUAACCAUUCUGCGCUACAAUGACAACCUCAACAAAUACUGUAUUCGUAAGGAAAUCGAAACUCUGGAGCCUUGCAGCUGCAUCCAUCUGACCAGCUACAGCAUCAUAAUUGGCACCAACAAGUUCUACGAGAUUGAAAUGAAGCAGUUUGUGCUUGAGGAGUUCUUGGAUAAGAACGACAUGUCACUGGCCUCAGCAGUGUUUGCAGCCUCGUCCCACAGUUUCCCCAUCGCCAUCAUGCAGGUGGCCAGCAGCAUGCAGAAGGAGGAAUACCUGCUGUGUUUUCACGAGUUUGGAGUGUUUGUGGACACGUACGGACGAAGAAGCCGCACUGAGGAAAUUAAGUGGAGCCGUCUGCCUUUGUCCUUUGCCUACAGGGAGCCUUACCUGUUUGUCACCUACUUCAACUCCCUGGACGUCAUCGAGGUUCAGGGACACACUGCUCUGGGUCCUACAGUGCUGGCCCACCUAGACAUCCCAAACCCUCGCUACCUGGGCCCUGCCAUCUCCUCUGGGGCCAUUUACCUGGCCUCUUCCUACCAGAACAAACUGCGGGUCAUCUGCUGUAAGGGAAGUCUGAUCAGAGAGUCUGGAGAGCUGCAGAGGACCGGCUCCAGCCGAGGCAGUCCAAGUAAGCGUGGCCCACCCACCUACACAGAGCACAUCUCCAAGCGUUUGUCCUCGGGCCCCGGCAGCCACGAAGGCUUGCAUCGGGAGCCCAGCACCCCGCAUCGUUACCGGGAGGGUCGCACCGAGUUCAGACGGGACAAGUCUCCUGCCCGACCGCUGGAUAGGGAGAAGUCGCCCGGCAGGGUGCUGGACAGUCGCAGGGAGAGGUCCCCUGGGAGGUUCGGGGACAGCACCCGACUCCAUGCGGGGUCUGUCCGAACACAGCUCGCCCCUGUUAACAAGGUGUGGGACCAGUCAUCGGUGUGAACCUAGUUCCACACUGCUCCUGACUGGAGGUCUGAAGAGAAGCCAUGGGAAACCCUUGAUCCAAGUGCAAGCAC
Messenger RNA from Xiphias gladius (swordfish), 5075 nucleotides. Its product is annotated as citron Rho-interacting kinase. The transcript has 40 exons. The record is from RefSeq and is a predicted model, not a curated record. Gene Ontology annotation, cellular component: cytoskeleton; cytoplasm. Gene Ontology annotation, molecular function: protein serine/threonine kinase activity. Gene Ontology annotation, biological process: actomyosin structure organization; peptidyl-threonine phosphorylation. Lineage: Eukaryota; Metazoa; Chordata; Actinopteri; Istiophoriformes; Xiphiidae. Bases 1 to 5001 code for a protein of 1666 amino acids.